Molecule: messenger RNA, 3702 nt
Organism: Anthonomus grandis grandis
Lineage: Eukaryota; Metazoa; Arthropoda; Insecta; Coleoptera; Curculionidae
Gene: NKCC
Product: bumetanide-sensitive sodium-(potassium)-chloride cotransporter
Exons: 18
Coding region: 301-3420 (1039 amino acids)
Biological process (GO): potassium ion homeostasis; chloride ion homeostasis; sodium ion transmembrane transport
Cellular component (GO): membrane
Molecular function (GO): sodium:potassium:chloride symporter activity
Source: RefSeq, a predicted model, not a curated record
AAAACAAUUUAGUGCGAGUAAGAAUGGCUCCUUAACAACAAAAUAUUGAAACUUUUCAUUUGUUUUCCAUAAAUAUUAACUGGAAACGUGAAUGUGGGUGGAAAAGUGCCUUUUACUUUCCGGUGAAAGUGACGUAGUGGUGCUCGUAUUUUGGUGUCAAAUUACAAUAAAACCCUCCCCAAGAGGGAGUUUAUUAUAAUUAUAAAAAAAACUUACUUUGACGCUCUCUGUCAGAGUUAAACACGAUCCCAGCAAAUGACCAUUUAAAAGGGUAAAUUCGAAGGAAAAAAAAACACAAAAAUGGACAAAAUGGACACUCGUUUCGCGUCGAAACCGCAUCAGUACUACGAAAACGCCGGCUUUCAGAUGCAAGAAAAUGGCGGCGGGGCGCAAAAGAACCGCCCCAGUGCGGUGGAUAACGACAAGAGAAGGAGAAAGAGCAUCGUGCAGAUCACCAAGGAGGUACUGCCCCGGAUCGAGAACUACCGGAACUCGAGGAGGGCCGUGAGGAGGCCCUCUUUGGGGGAGUUACACGGGAGCGACGAGUACAAUAAGGAAAAAAAUAACGAAAAUGUGGAUCAGAAGGACCAAACGGUCACCAGCCAGGAUGGCAUCAAACUGGGCUGGAUCCAAGGGGUGCUCAUCCCCUGUCUGCUUAACAUAUUCGGGGUUAUGCUGUUUUUACGGUUGUCCUGGAUAGUAUCGGAAGCAGGAACAGGCUUAUCACUGAUCAUCAUUCUUAUAUCGGCGGUGGUGUGCGUCAUCACGACGUUGUCUCUCUCGGCCAUAUGUACCAACGGAGAAGUCAAAGGAGGUGGGAUCUACUACAUCAUAUCCAGAUCGUUGGGUCCAGAGUUCGGUGCAUCGGUAGGCAUAGUGUUCGCAUUCGCCAACGCGGUUUCCGCCUCCAUGAACACCAUCGGCUUCUGUAACUCAUUGAGCGCCUUAUUGAGGAUCUACGGGUAUUCGAUGUUCGGCAGCGAUAUUAACGAUGCCAGGGUAAUCGGUACAGUGGCCACCUUGGUAAUGAUAGCGAUCUGUGCCAUAGGAAUGGAAUGGGAGAGUAAAGCCCAAAAUUUUCUUAUAGCGAUAAUUGUGGCUGCCAUGGCGGAUUUUCUAGUCGGUACCAUCAUGGGACCCACCACCGAGUUACAACAGGCCCAAGGGUUUACCGGGUUUAAUGCAACCGUUUGGCAGCAAAACUGGUACCCAGAAUACCGGAAAUGGAACGGUCAGGAGUACGAUUUCUUCCAAGUGUUCGCCAUUUUUUUCCCAUCUGUGACCGGGAUCCAGGCCGGAGCGAAUAUUUCCGGAGACCUAAAGGAUCCGGCUUCGGCGAUACCCAAAGGUACUCUGCUCUCCCUUCUGAUUACCAUGACGUCUUAUGCUGUUUUCAUGUUGUUCGCCGGAGGGGCGGCCAUAAGGGAUGCCAGCGGUAACAUUACCGACCUUCAUUCCGGUAAUCUGACCGGUUGCGUUAACUUCGAGAAUCCUGAAGAUGGAUGCAAGUAUGGGAUAUUCAGCAGUGAUCAGAUGAUGACAAUCAUGUCGGCCUGGUGGCCCCUCAUCUACGCCGGCUGCUGGGCAGCAUGCUUAAGCACAGCAUUGACCAACUUACUUUCAGUACCCAGACUAAUCCAAGCCUUGGGCAUCGACCAAAUUUAUCCGGGGCUAAUAUUCUUUUCCAAGGGUUAUGGUAAGCAUGGCGAGCCCUAUAGGGGAUACUUACUAACCUUCUUGGUGGCAGAAGCGUUUUUGCUUAUCGGGGAAUUAAACGACAUUGCCAAGCUGAUUUCUAACUUUUAUUUGGCCUCGUAUGCGUUGAUCAAUUUUUGCACUUUUCAUGCCGCCCUGGUGAAACCGUUGGGCUGGAGGCCCACUUUUAAGUACUAUAACACUUGGCUCAGCUUGUUCGGGUUCAUUGCUUGCGUGGUAAUCAUGUUCUUGAUUAACUGGAUCACUUCUUUGAUCACAUUCAUCGUGAUUCUUGGAUUGUAUUUGGUGGUGGUUUACAGGAAUCCAGAUGUAAACUGGGGGUCUUCGACUCAGGCCCAAACCUACAAAACCGCCCUUUUGACCGCUCAAAAGUUGAUAAACGUCGGCGAGCACGUGAAGAACUACAAGCCGCAAGUGCUGGUGCUCUGCGGACGCCCCAAGCAUCGACCCUCUCUUAUGGAUUUCGCCAAUUUGGUCACCAAGAAUCAUUCCCUGUUGAUUGUCGGGGACAUAAUUGAGGAAAGCAUGAACCACAAGCAAAGAUCCCAAAGGGUCGCAGAUGGAUACGCUUUCCUAAAAAGUAACAAAAUUAAGGCGUUUUACGCAGUCGUGGACAAUAUGGAGUUCGAGACAGGCGCUACGGGGUUAAUGCAAAUGUCCGGCAUUGGAAAACUCACCCCCAAUGUUCUUAUGAUGGGUUAUAAGAAUGAAUGGACUGGAUGUUCUGACGAGCAACUUCUCGCCUAUUUUAAUAUCUUACAUGCUGCAUUUGACCAUCACCUGGCCGUAGCGAUUCUAAGAGUACAAGGGGGACUAGACUACAGCAGCCUCACAGAUAUCGAUGAUUACAACUCCGAAAACUCGAUGACACCGUCAAAUCCUCGAAUGAGUUCCCUGAGGACGUCACCGUCGAGUAACUUGAUGAUGCAUUCGGAUUCAAAUCUGAGCUUAGAAGUGGCGGUAACGGAAGAAAGCGGUGAAAAUGCUACCAAAGAGACGCGAAUGGUCAAUAUCGAUGAUGCGACAAACGAGGAUACAGCGUUAAGCGACAAAGAGAAGAAGAAAAAAGCCGCCUCUGUUAAAUUGGAGGUGGUGUUGGGGAUGUCCAAUGAAGAGUUGCUGCAUGUAGAAGAUAUGAACAUAUUCAGAAGAAAACAAGGAAAAGGGUUCAUUGACGUUUAUUGGCUCUACGACGAUGGCGGCCUGACCAUGCUGCUCCCAUACAUCAUAUCCACCAGGAAGGAUUGGUCCAGUUGCAAAUUAAGAGUCUACGGACUGGCCAGCAACAAAAAUGAUUUGGCCCUGGAGGAGCGAAAUAUGGCUCAUCUACUGACCAAAUUUCGAUUGAACUAUGCGGCCCUUAAAAUGAUUUCGGUGAACGAUAAACCCAAGCAGGAAACCAUCGAUCUGUUUAAUAAUAUUGUAGAAGAAUUCAGGAAAAAAGAGCACACUAAUGAAUGCCAGAUAACAGAUGCAGAGUUGAGUAAUUUCCAAGAGAAAACUCAUCGACAGCUGAGGCUAAGAGAAUUAAUGUUAGAAAAUUCCAAUGAUGCCAACUUAAUUGUUAUGUCUCUACCGAUGCCUAGAAAAGGCAGCAUUUCUGCACCACUCUACAUGUCCUGGCUAGAGGUUUUAUCCAAAGACAUGCCCCCCUUCCUGUUGAUCAGGGGUAACCAGCAAUCAGUCCUGACCUAUUACUCUUAAACAGUAUUUUUUUUUGUACAAAGUUUACCCUACAGUGGUAAUAAGGCACUGUAGUCUUUAAGAAUAGAUAUGUUGUUUUUAUUUUUCUAAUUUUUUAAAAUUAUAUAUAUACUCAAAUUGUGUACCUUAAACCGUGGAAAGUAUUUUAAUAUAAUGUAUGAAUACAUACUUACUACAUUAUUGUGCAAUAAGUUGUUUGUAUUAAUUGGACGAGUUGUAAUGCAUCCAUAGGCUUAUUUAACAAUUUGUUAGUUGAUUUAAAUAUACUUCAUUUUAUUUAUA